AAUUGUGUUACAACUAGGAAAAAGCAGGAAAAUGGGCCGGUAUAUCAUCUUUAAUUCAGUAUUGUCAAGGUCAGUCGAAGGUCUAUCGCGGACUAUUAUUAUUAACAAACCUCCUCAAAAUUGCGUCAUGUCAUCAAAACGGUAUCAUUUAUUGAGUUAAUACUAAACAGGAACGUCUUAAUAAAUAAUGAAUCAAGCCCUGACAGGCACAAAAAAGGGCUGCAAGUGUACCUGUAAAUUAAAGACUAUUGAUCUAAUGUAGUCCCUCUGAACAGCAAGGAAGGUUAAUACAAAUAAAAUAGUUUUUGCAAUAAGAAAUACGCAAAGAAGUACUAAACUUGUUGAUUCCCUCCACCGUCGGCGCGCGCAGUUACCAUGGUAACGCGACUGAACACAGACGCUCGGGGACAUGUUUUUUGACAGCGGCUGAAGCGCUUCCCCACCGCGACGCCGUUUUUUUGUCACCCCGAGCCCCGUUCGCUCGUCGGUUCCGAGACGGACGCAUGGAGAAGUACGAGCAGGUGUUGUGUUUGGGCCGGGGAGGAACCGCGGACGUGUUCCUGAUGAGGCACGUCGAGGCCAGGAGCCUGCGCGCCGUGAAAAGGAUCAAAGUUGAGGACUCGAGGACGGCGAAAACACAACGCGCCAUUCUCCAGGAGGCCGAGAUCCUCAGUGGGUUACAGCACCCGAACGUAGUGAAAUGCCACGAAGCCUUGGCCAACACCGACGGAUUCAUUUACAUUGUGAUGAGCUACUGCGAUGGGGGGACCUUAGAUGACAAAGUGAAGGGGAGGAAAGCGUUGGAGUUUUUCCCCGAGGAUACUGUGAUGGGAUGGUUUGCACAGGUCGCUGUGGCUUUGAAUUACAUACACGGGGCUAAAAUACUACACAGGGACAUCAAAACAUCAAAUGUGUUACUAACAAAGCAAGGUACGGUGAAGUUGGGGGACUUUGGGAUAUCCAGAGUGAUGGCCGACACGGCGGACAUGUCCUCCACGUGUGUCGGGACACCCAGCUACCUCAGUCCUGAGCUGUGCCAGGAUGUCCCGUACAGCUCCAAGUCGGACAUCUGGGCCCUCGGGUGUCUGCUGUACGAGAUCUGUGCUCUCGGAGCUCCGUUUACCGCCACAAACCUCCUGAGUCUGUUUUACAAGAUCACCAAAGGGAAGUACGAUCCUGUUCCGACCUGCUAUUCAGACAACAUAUCCUCUUUGGUAAGGAGAAUGCUCAGCCUCGACCCAGAAAACAGGCCCACUGCUGCCUGGGUACUAAACACCGCCUACGUGCAAGACCACCGCAAGUCCAUCAGACACGCAGUUACUGACUGUGUUCAUUCGAAAAGCUGUGACAUAAAUAGAAAAGAAACAAAGCCGGACACCACGCUGGAGCCAGAUGUUCUCGGCCCGUCUCACCAGCGGGGAGAAAAAGAGCGCGGCGCGGAGGCCGGACCCGGGGAUGCGAAGGACGAAAAUGAUUGCUUGUGCGUUGCGAGACAAAACCACUCCUGUACUGAGGACUUUGAUGCAGAGGAAAGUCUUUCCUCUCUGGAGGAGCGCAGUGAGAGCCUGGGCUCGCCAACGAGGAGCAGCUCUGCUGAGCCGAUCGUGUUUUCAGAGACUUCCGAUGUCUCAGAGCAAGUGGAAUAUUCAGAUGACUUUGAGGAAGCCGAUGUGGUCGAAGAAUACGAGGACAAAGCCGCCCUAGUUCCCACUGAUGCUCGCCAGCAGCCAUGUGAAGAAGGAGUGGAGGAGGAGUUUCAGCUCUGUGAUGCUGGAGGAUUGACGGUCACACUAAAAGCACUUAAGGAAAAGGGCUGAAAAAAAGGAUGCAAUUAUUGCAAAGCAAAGGAGUAAAUUUGCCUUGUUUGUAAAGUAUGUCAAUUUUAACAGAGCCCAUAGGGCGGAAAUAAGAUUCUGUUUUCUGCUGUAAGAUGUUAAAAAAAAAAUUGUGGGGUCAGAGCGAAUGGAUCCCUGCUCAGUGUCUGUGUGCAGCUGAGUUGAUUGAUGGGAAUAUUUCUGAUUGGCUUUUAAAAAGGGGGGGUGGUGGUAAUGAUAAAUGAAAGAAGUGACUGGUUUAUCACACAGAUUCAUUUAAACAAGUGUUUAAAAAAGCUUUUACAGUCAAACUCUAAUUUUUUUAAACAGCACUAUCCAGUAUUUAAUAACUUGGGAACUAUAUAACAUUUUAUGCUCAUACUGUAUGUAUUAUAUUUUCUUAGCUGCAUUUUUCAAUGUUGUGUUAUUACACAAGAUCUGAAAUGAAAUAACUUCAGUUUAUUUUUGUUUAAAUUGAAUGACUCGGUUCUACUUCAAUGUUAGUGACAAAUUCAAGGGAAACCGAACAUAUGUCUGACUUGCAUUAGUUGUUAUUGCCAAUUAUUACUGUUUAAUUGGUCACCUGAGCGUUUCAUCAAAACCAUUUUCUACCAAUAUUCUAUUUUUGUCUUUUUCCUUUUUCCCAUUUUACAGACCAGUUCAAUUUGAAGCCCUCAUCGAGUAGCUUUGAUUUAUGCUACCCUGACUUUCGUGAUUUAAAACAACAGAAAAAAUAAACACAGAAGCUUCCAGCGUACAGGUUUAGUCGCAUUCAAGACACUUAGUGACGAAACAAACAUGAGACUUCCUUCCUUAAACCCUCGAAAAGGUCCCCUCUUUGUAUAUUAGCACUUAUGUAAUAUAAACUAAUUUCACUCCUUU
Molecule: messenger RNA, 2696 nt
Organism: Pungitius pungitius (ninespine stickleback)
Lineage: Eukaryota; Metazoa; Chordata; Actinopteri; Perciformes; Gasterosteidae
Gene: nek12
Product: NIMA-related kinase 12
Exons: 2
Coding region: 504-1817 (437 amino acids)
Biological process (GO): protein phosphorylation
Molecular function (GO): protein kinase activity; ATP binding
Source: RefSeq, a predicted model, not a curated record